UUCAUUGACAUUCAGUUGUGCUUUCGAUUUCGUCGGGUUCGGUUCGCAAAAAUACUAAUCGUAAUCCUUUAAAAACGGGCUCACCCAGGUCAACCUGCUUGAGAUAGUGUUGAGCCUUGUGGCUGGCGCUAUCAGCUCUUCAAGGUUCGGGAGCUCCUCGGACAGAGAUUUGAGGUUCGAACCUGAUAUGUUUUGGGCGACCAGCACUUGUACUCAUCUGCUGCUACCGCGACCUUGGUGAAUGUUUCUGAAGUGAAUCUCUGUGCUGUCCACUCCGCGCAACAAACAGUGAUUGAAGCCCUUUAGUGGUGUCCCGUGUGUGUCCCUUUCUGUUUCAAGUGGCGCCGACGAUCCUCGCCCAAGUCCUGAAGAAGCCACUCCAAGUGCGCCGACGAAAUCGUAACUAGUUUUCGGGUGUCCUGUAAAAUUCCAUGAUGUCAUCCAACAACAGUGUUGACCUGCUGGAGGACGGCGCGUUUGCCGCCAACAAGAACAGUUGGAAUCGCUACUACCAGAACAGCGUUGUCCAGCCACUACUCACUGAUCUCUACCAGAUUACGAUGGCGUACGCGUACUGGAAGUCCGGCAAGAUGGACGAUCACGCCGUGUUCGAUCUGUUCUUCCGCACGAACCCUUUCCAGGGCGAGUUCACCAUCUUUGCUGGACUGGAGGAGUGCCUCAAGUUCAUGGAGAACUUUCACUACUCGGAGACAGACGUUGAAUACCUGAAGCAUGCCCUGCCGCAGGGAAUUGAGGAGGAAUUCUUCGACUACCUUAGCCAGCUGACGGCCAAAGACGUCACGCUGUACGCCAUCGAGGAGGGUUCCGUUGCGUUUCCCAGAAUACCGCUCAUCAAAAUAGCAGGCCCACUGAUUAUUGUGCAAUUGCUGGAAACGACCCUGCUGACCCUGGUGAAUUACGCUAGCUUGAUGGCCACGAACGCGGCCCGAUACCGGAUGGUGGCCGGACGCCACAUCAACCUGCUGGAGUUUGGCCUUCGCCGAGCCCAGGGUCCCGACGGAGGCCUCUCGGCGUCCAAGUACUCGUACAUUGGUGGUUUUGACGGCACGUCCAACGUGUUGGCGGGCAAACUUUUCAACAUUCCGGUAAAGGGAACCCACGCCCACGCGUACAUUACCUCGUUCACCGGCAUCCAGGAGCUGAAGACGCGUGUGCUGGCCCACAAGGAAACCGGUGACAAGCGCGACCUGCUCGAGCUGGCUCUGCAGUACCGCGGUCAGCUGGCCAAGAUCCUGGACAUCUCGACGGACGAGUCGAGCGAGGGCGAGCUGGCUGCGAUGGUGUCCUUUGCGAUCGCCUUCCCCGACGGCUUCAUGGCCCUAGUCGAUACGUACGAUGUCAAGAGCGAUAAGCAUGACACAAAAAGUACGUUCCUGGGCGGUGGAGACCCCGGUUGUUUGCCCGACGGAACCCCCCAGUACGAUCCGUGCUGUCUGUUGACCGGGGACCACCGACCGACGCCGGACGACUACGACUGUGACUCGUUGCUAGAUAACCCGGACCCGGAGCUAGCCGACGUAGACUGCUUCGAGCCGACCGAGCUGGAAGGCACGGGGGAAACAGAAGGACAGGAUGAGGACGGCGGGCAGGAAGACGGAGGUGGCGGCGGUGGUGGCCCGGUCGUCGAUAGUAGUAACUGUUAUUAUUGUCGUGAUAGAGUGACACGUGCUAACAACGAUCCGUGUGCGAACGGUGGUAAUCUUCAGCAGGACGGCGAAGAAGAUACCAACGUCAGUAAUACCGAUACUAAUGAUGAUGGUAGUUUGCCUGCACAACCUCCAACAGCAGCUGAACCGGACCAGGUAUGUCCGGAGAAUGGCAACGGAACCGCCGACGAGGAGCUGCUGGUUGGCAACGGUGACGACGUCGUCAACUACGAGGUGGAAAUGCCCGAGGACAGCGAAGAGCUGAUGAUACCGUACACGGAACAGCAUCCACGAUGCUCCAACUGCGAGGCCAACGCACGCGAAACUCGACCGUGCGUAAUUGGGCACCUGAAGGCUGUCGGGAAGUGUUUCAGGAGCGGCCUGUUAAACUUUUGCGCCGUGGCACUGGCCCUCAACGAUCAGGGUUACCGUGCGGUCGGCAUCCGCAUCGAUUCCGGUGAUCUGGCCUACCUGAGCUGCCUGUCACGGGAGACCUUCGAGCGGAUCUCCGAGCGCUUCAAGCUGACCUGGUUCAGCAAGUUAACCAUCGUCGCAUCCAACGACAUCAACGAGGAAACGAUUCUGAGCCUGAACGAGCAGGGCCACAAAAUCGACUGCUUCGGCAUUGGAACGCACCUGGUGACAUGCCAGCGACAGCCGGCCCUGGGCUGCGUCUACAAGAUGGUCGAGAUCAACAGUCAGCCCCGCAUAAAACUGAGUCAGGACGUGGCCAAGGUGACGAUGCCGGGCAACAAGAACGUCUUUCGUCUGUACGGUGCCGACGGGCACGCUCUGAUCGACCUGCUCCAGCGGGUGGACGAGAGUCCGCCGGAGGUCGGCCAGAAGGUGCUCUGCCGUCACCCGUUUCAGGAGUCGAAGCGCGCCUACGUCAUCCCGACGCACGUCGAAGCCCUGUACAAGGUGUACUGGGCAGACGGGCGUGUGACGCAGGCGAUGCCUUCGCUGGAUGAGGUUCGCGAGCGGGUGCAGAACUCGCUGAAAACGCUGCGCCAGGACCACAAGCGCACGCUUAACCCGACGCCGUACAAGGUCGCCGUGAGUGACAACCUGUACAACUUCAUCCACGACCUCUGGUUACAGAACGCUCCGAUCGGCGAACUGUCAUGAUAAGUUUGCCCCCCAAAAAUUGAAUAAAAACACCACUUGGAAAUGCAUCCCCCACGUUUGCGGGAUGCUGCAAUUUGUUACGUAAUGCACUCAAAGUGUGUUAUGAUUGUGAAAAAAAACUCCCCUCCCAAACCGCGGGAGUCGAUUGUAAGGGUUUGUUAAAAAUUAUUUAAAACACAAUAAAAAAAAAUGUUAGCAAUUCCACACUGAAAAACACAGAUUGUAAUCCUACAGGAAGAGAAUAGAAAGCUGGAAAAGAAUGUCGAAAAAAAUGAUUGAAAAACAGAUUUUUGCACGAAGGCAGCGCAAGGGAUUGAUUCCGGAUGGAAGCUUAUUUUCAGAUGUGAAACACUGUUUAGAUCAUUCCGUAGCAAGCUCAAUGCUAAACUGUUUUACAACACCUUUUUAUUGCAGAGGAAAACAAAGUAACAAACAAACACAUAGUCAACGUAAAGUACAACCGGUUAUAACUGAAGCUUUUGAAUAAAGAUGUAGGAUUUUUUAAACCUAUUUUAUACUACAAAUUAACACUAAAAAGUUUGUUUUAUUUCAUUUAAAGUAGUGUUCACGAAUAGAAAAUCUUUCACCCAACCACAACGAAACCUUUCUGAGUAGUUUUGAACUAAACUGUUGAAAAUAAUUUCACUCCAAAACACGAUGAGGAUCACAAAAGCAGUGCCUUACCGGAAAACAGAUAUCGACAGCAUAAUUUUGAAAACAGAGAAAAAAAAUAGAAACACUUUAAGUGUCUAACGGUUAUCAUGUAAUUCUCGAAACACAAAUUUUUACUAAGUUCAAAUCUUAAAAUAAGCUUUCAUUUCAAAAAACAACAUUGAUGAAAAAUAUUUGAAAACCCACACUAAAUUUUUUUAACUGUUGAAGCAUAUUGUGGAACAUCUUUCCGAACAAACAAAAAAUUGUUAGCAGAUUUAUAAACACCAUAAAUAUUUAUUCUCAUCGACAAAGAGGUUAAAAAACAACACUUAUUGAACACUAUUAAAACAACCUAUAACAUACACAACAAUGGUAAAAAUAAAACAAUAUAAGCGAAAGAGCGUCGUCACACAAAAUUAGUAUAGUCAGAGUAAGGAAAGUUGUACUCGCCCGUGGGGCUUUGGAUAGUAAAUGUGAAUAAAACAUUUUAAAACACCAAAA
Molecule: messenger RNA, 3950 nt
Organism: Culex quinquefasciatus (southern house mosquito)
Lineage: Eukaryota; Metazoa; Arthropoda; Insecta; Diptera; Culicidae
Gene: Naprt
Product: nicotinate phosphoribosyltransferase
Exons: 11
Coding region: 432-2795 (787 amino acids)
Biological process (GO): NAD+ biosynthetic process
Molecular function (GO): nicotinate phosphoribosyltransferase activity
Source: RefSeq, a predicted model, not a curated record